Molecule: messenger RNA, 1285 nt
Organism: Maniola jurtina (meadow brown)
Lineage: Eukaryota; Metazoa; Arthropoda; Insecta; Lepidoptera; Nymphalidae
Product: ommochrome-binding protein-like
Exons: 2
Coding region: 144-1157 (337 amino acids)
Molecular function (GO): protein binding
Source: RefSeq, a predicted model, not a curated record
AUAAGCUCCAAUUUAUUUAGUUUUCUCAGACAUCGAGUAGGUAAUCUCUACAGUAUUAAAGGAAGUAUUUUAUACAAAAGUGUUGUUAGUGUUUUUAUAUCUCUAAAAAUAUUGGGAAUUGGGAUAUGUGAAUUUUAUGAAGAAUGGAGAAAUUGAUCAUACUAUCAGUAUAUGCCUUCAUCACAGCUCAAGCUAAACGAUUACCUUGCUACGCUUGUCUAAACUCAGUGUGCUACAUCCCUUAUGACAAGAUAUUCAGAGACCAAAAGCUAUCCGGCCAGUUAGCGAUAGACAGAACCGCAAACACCAUCUACUAUCAUUACCAGGAACAUGGCAAAGACUUCACCAAAGCAUUCGAUUUGAACAGAGCAAAUUCAACUUUUAUACCUCUUAACUUCACCUUUGCUUUAACAGUUGAUCAAACAACAAGAAAUUUAUAUUUAUCUGCCGAAAAAGGGAUCUAUAAAUACAAUCCUUCAGACAAUACUACGGAAUUAUAUGGACUUAAGGAUAAAACUAUAUGGCAUAUGCAAUACGCGGACAAACUUUAUUACACAGAAUUCAGGCAUAAAGGACUUUUUACUGUGAAUAGUGUAAAUAAGAAAAAAUCCGUAGAGAUACCCGAAUUGAAUAUAUAUCAAAUAGAUGAUUUUAUUGUCGAUAAACGCGGGGAUAUCUACUUUAUGAGUAAUUCUGCAUUAUACGUAUUCAGGAACGGUAGCAACAAAGCUGAACUUUUCCAAGACGAAAUUUAUUUUUUAACAACUGAUAAACAUGGAGAUGCAUACUUUAUCCAACCUUAUACCAGAGGUAUAUAUAAAAUUAAUUAUAGAAACAAAACUUUGAAGGAAGUUGGUGCUUUCAAAAGGGGUUUAGCGUUCAAAGUUGUUUUCGACGGCGAUAACCAUAUAGUUUUCUAUGAGUCCACUAAUAAAAUAUUGUAUUACUUGUCCCCAGUACUAAGUAAAUGUACGGUGACUACUAGAGGAGUUGGUAAGACUCGCAGAAAAUUUGUCAUAAGAAAAUCUAAUAGAAAUAAUGUGAUUCGGUUUUCGCAAACCGGAAUAUUAGAACCGGAUUAUACAAAUAAAACUAGUAAGAUAAUAAAGUCUUCCCGAAAGAAUUCGACUACGACGGCCAAUCUCCAUAGAGAUUAGUCAACUGCGUGGGAUAUACAAUCGGUUAAUAGGUAACAGACAGACAGACAGAUUUUCGCAUUUAUAAUAUUAGUAUUAUUACAGGGUGUAACCAGAACGCUAGCAAAAACGAAGACAGGUGAUAGUAC